Pseudo-nitzschia multistriata is the source of this 1612-nucleotide messenger RNA. The record is from the annotation of a GenBank genome assembly. Lineage: Eukaryota; Bacillariophyta; Bacillariophyceae; Bacillariales; Bacillariaceae.
AAUCAACGCUCUCGUCCUUGUUGCUAGGCUGUGUGUGUCUGGUCUGAGGGAUCUUGACCGAAAAAGUAUCCCAUGAUACCAACGUGCAUUUUACGUGCACGAAGGCAAAGUGACGAACAAUACCGUUCAUCAUACCGUACGAUACAGUAAAUGUUUUCAUUUUCAGAACUCUCUAUUACGGUGCGGUAUUACCGCACGAGAUAUGUCUUGCCAGCCCACCUUCUUCGCACAAAAAAAUACUUCUGUUUUUCAAAAGUAAAUACAGUACCACAUUAUCUGAAGCCGUAAAAAGCACUAUUGACACCAAAAUGUCGGAGAUUAAGAAAGCAAAGGUAGUGGAGAAGCCUACCAACAUCGAAUCCACCGCCAGUCCAGGUGGGGAUGCAGAACUUGGUAAAGCAAGACCCCCAAUGGAUAGAAAGGCUUCAGUCAAGCAUGCGUACCUGACCAAGUUGUUCGGUAGCGACUAUAACCUCCAAGAAGUUUACUACGUGCUCGCUGCUGCUUGCGUCAUCGCUCUGAACCAGGGUUUUGUGAAUGGUGUAUGUAUGUCUGGAUUGUUGGUCACAGUGCCACCCGACGGAAGAAACCCUGAAAGGCAGAUGAUUGCAGGAUUUGCAGGCGCAUACACCAACUUGGCUCACGCUAUGUUAGCCGGUGAUGGGCACAAAUACACUUACAAUCUUUGCAUGAUUGCUUCCUAUAUGGGGGGCUCCUUCAUUGCAGCCAUGAUCAAUCCCCACGCCAAACCCUAYGUCAUUGAACCCAGAUACGGACCUACCUUCAUAAUUGGAGGAUGUUUUCUCUUGGCGGCAAGCCUCUUGGCUGGAUUCGAGGCACCCUCUAGAUUUGUCUUUUUUUUAGCAACGGCAUCCGGGGGUGUUGCAAAUGGAAUUGCCUCUAUCUAUAGUGCGAACUUGAUUCGUUGUACGUUGACCGGAGCUACCACCGAUGUCGCCAUCGUUCUUGCUCAAAUGAUCCAUCGCAACAACAAGGGUGUCGCAAAAGGAUCCGUUCUUAGUCUUAUUAUAUUCUUCUUUUGGGUCGGUGGUAUAAUCAGUUUCUGGGCUGUGAGAGCGUUGACUGAAAAUACUUUGUUCAUAAACGCGGCUCUCUUUUUCUCUAUUGGUUUGAUCUUGAUUGUCUACCUCGUUAAAGAGCUUGGAGUAUCUGUUUACGAUGCCAUUUUCGGAACCUGGAAGUGGAAGAAUGUUUUGCAAAAACUCCAUACUGAAGAUGGUGAGCUAACGCCAGAUAAAAUGAUGGCCAUUUUUGAUAGAAUCGAUCAGGGUGGUGACGGCAAUGGUGAAAUCGAUGGUGAUGAGCUCCGUGACGGAUUGAGGCUUGCUAAGGUCAAAAUGACCGAUUACGAGAUCAAAACCUUGUUUCGUGCCGCCGAUGACGAUGGCGACGGUGUCAUUGAUCGCCAAGAAUGGGCCGACCUCAUCAAGAAAAUUUUGUGAUCAGUUGGAUGUUUCGUGGACGAAACGGUUUCGGGUUUCCAAACAGAAUGUUUCCCGGCCAAAACGCGAUGGCCACUUUGCAUGGCACAACUUAAUAUCGAUUUACUAGUUGUGAUGGUUUUGUUUCAAAAUUAAUUAAAUAAGUAUGU